Messenger RNA from Anopheles marshallii, 822 nucleotides. RefSeq names its product DNA-directed RNA polymerase II subunit RPB3 (gene RpII33). Gene Ontology annotation, biological process: DNA-templated transcription. The record is from RefSeq and is a predicted model, not a curated record. Lineage: Eukaryota; Metazoa; Arthropoda; Insecta; Diptera; Culicidae. Gene Ontology annotation, molecular function: DNA-directed RNA polymerase activity; protein dimerization activity. Bases 1 to 822 code for a protein of 273 amino acids. Gene Ontology annotation, cellular component: RNA polymerase II, core complex. The transcript is spliced from 3 exons.
AUGCCGUACGCCAACCAACCAUCGGUUACAAUAUCGGAGCUGACCGACGAAAAUGUGAAGUUUAUAGUCGAAGACACCGAAUUGAGUGUGGCAAACAGUCUUCGCCGGGUGUUCAUCGCAGAAACGCCGACGCUGGCAAUUGAUUGGGUUCAACUGGAAUCAAAUACAACCGUUCUGGCCGACGAGUUUCUUGCACACCGAGUCGGAUUAAUACCACUUAUUUCUGAUGAAGUAGUAGACCGUAUGCAAUACAGUCGGGAUUGUCCCUGUUUGGAUUUUUGUAAUGAGUGUAGCGUUGAAUUUACCCUUGAUGUGAAAUGCAACGAAGAACACACUCGGCACGUAACAACAGCAGAUCUAAAAUCAAGCGAUCCUCGUGUGUUACCAGUCACAUCAAGACAUCGAGACGAUGAAGACAAUGAAUACGGGGAAGGAACGGAUGAAAUCCUCAUUAUUAAGCUACGUAAAGGACAAGAGCUAAAGCUGAAAGCGUACGCAAAAAAAGGGUUCGGUAAAGAACAUGCCAAAUGGAAUCCUACCUGUGGAGUUAGUUUUGAAUAUGAUCCAGACAACGCUAUGAGACAUACGCUUUAUCCAAAGCCUGACGAAUGGCCGAAAUCAGAGCACACAGAGCUGGAUGACGACAAAUAUGAAGCAGAUUACAACUGGGAGUUGAAGCCAAACAAAUUCUUCUUUAAUGUUGAGUCGUCCGGUGCACUCAAGCCAGAAAAUAUUGUAUUAAUGGGCGUCCAAGUGUUGAAAAACAAGCUGUCUAAUCUGCAGACCCAACUAAGUCACGAAACGGAUGUUUUGGCAAUUUAA